AUGCAGACAAUCAGUUUGAUAUUAUUUCUGCUGUUAGUAGUAAUUGCAUCAGGACAGUCAGAUCUGGGAGCACUCUUAGAGCUCAGAAAAGGCAUUCAGAAAGACCCUUCUGGGAAAGUUCUUGUUUCAUGGGAUUCAAAGUCCGUGGACUCUGAUGGCUGCCCCCUGAAUUGGGUUGGUAUAGCGUGUGACAAUGGCCGUGUGACAUCAAUCACUGUAAAUGAUGCUGGACUGGUCGGUGAGUUCAGCUUUUCAGCCAUUACUGGUCUUAAAAUGCUUCGCAAUUUGUCGGUUUCAAACAACCAGCUGACGGGGACCAUCUCAAAGGUUGGUUUAUUUGAGUACCUGGAAUACUUGGAUCUCUCAAGCAAUUUGUUUCAUGGGUUAAUACCCUCUGCUUUGGUCAACUUAAAGAGUUUAGUGCUUUUGAAUCUUUCUUCAAACCAGUUUAAAGGCAUUUUUCCCACUGGUUUAGGCAAACUUGAACAGUUGAGGUAUAUAGAUGCUCGAGCUAAUGGCUUUUCUGGAGACAUUAUGAAUUUUCUACCCAAAAUGGGUAGCUUGGUCCAUGUUGAUCUGAGCAGCAAUGGGUUUUCUGGUUCGUUGGAUUUGGGACUUGGUAACUCCUCUCUUGUUUCAUCUAUUCAAUAUUUGAAUGUUAGCCACAAUUCCUUGGUUGGAGAGCUUUUUCGUCACGAUGGGAUGCCAUAUUUUGAUAGUUUGGAGACAUUUGAUGCUAGUUAUAAUCAGUUAGUGGGUCCUAUACCUUCCUUCUAUUUUGUUGUCUCUCUGCGCACACUUCGGCUUGGAAGCAACCUGCUCUCUGGUUCUCUACCGGAAGCUCUAUUGCAAGAGAGAUCAACGCUCUUGUCCGAACUGGAUCUUAGUCUUAACAAACUUGAAGGUCCAGUAGGAAGCAUCACCUCUGCAACUCUGAAGAAGCUUAAUAUUUCUUCGAACAAAUUGUCAGGCUCCUUACCUGCCAUGGUUGGGCACUGUGCCAUCAUAGAUCUGAGUAAUAAUAUGCUCACAGGUAACUUGUCCCGAAUCCAAAGUUGGGGAAAUUACAUUGAAGUUAUCCAGCUAAGUUCCAAUUCCUUGACAGGAAGCUUGCCUAAUGAAACAUCUCCAUUUUUUAGGCUAACCUCAUUUAAGAUAUCCAACAACUCAUUAGAGGGUGCUCUUCCACCAGUAUUGGGUACAUACCAAGAGCUAAAAGUGAUUGAUCUUAGCCUCAACCGGCUACAAGGAUUCCUUCUUCCCAGCUUUUUCUCGUCAACUAAAUUGACUGAUCUUAACUUGUCAGGCAACAAUUUCUCCGGGUCAAUACCUGUCCAGGAAAUCUCAAGUCAUCCUUCAAACAGUUCCGUGCAAAAUCUGAGCCUGGUAUUUAUAGAUCUGUCUAAUAACUCAUUGAGUGGUCAUUUGCCUGCAGAGAUCAGUGCGUUUCAUAACUUGGUAUAUCUCAACCUAUCUAAGAACAAUUUUGAUGGUAGCAUUCCUGAAGACUUUCCAGAUCAACUAAAAGGAUUUAACGUCUCUUUCAAUCAUCUUUCUGGUGUUGUACCUGAAAACUUACGGCAGUUUCCUGAUUCCGCAUUUUAUCCAGGGAACUCUUUGCUAACAUUUCCCCAUUCCCUAUCAUCACCGAAGGGUGUCCUCAAUAAUACUUCUACGGAGCACAGGCCCCUUAAGAAAGCUGCUAUUAGAAUUUCCCUCAUAGCAGGUUUGGUUGGUGGUGCUGCUGUUUUAGCUCUUUCAUGUAUGAUGAUCUAUUACUGGGCUCAUUGGCAGGAAUGUACAAGUUCGAAAGAAAAUUCUGGGAAGAAAGAUGUCGAACAAGGAGGCUCUGCCCUUUCUCAUAGAUCAGUACCUGAAAAAAGUGUAGACGGCUCAAAACCUUCUCAAGAUCUUUCACCAUCAUCCCAAACGAGGUCUCCUCAUGAUGCCUGUGAUACUUCAUCAGUUCUAAAGAAACCUAAGAAUUUGGGUCAUCCUGAGUCAACAAAAAUAGGGGAAGGGACAUCUGCUCCUAUGUCUCUCUUAUCAUCAUCAAAUCUAUCACCUUCUAAAAAUCAACAACCACUUGAGAGUCCUGAUGUGCUCAAAACUUGUUCUCCAGAUAAAUUGGCUGGUGAUUUACAUCUGUUUGAUGGCUCCUUGGUGUUCACAGCGGAAGAACUUUCAUGUGCUCCUGCAGAAGCUAUUGGAAGGAGUUGUCAUGGAACAAUGUACAAAGCUAUGCUUGACUCAGGUCAUGUAUUGGCUGUGAAAUGGCUAAGGGAGGGUAUAGCAAAAGGAAGGAAAGAAUUUGCAAGAGAAGUAAAGAAACUAGGAAACAUCAGACAUCCGAAUCUAGUUUCUCUGCUCGGUUACUACUGGGGCCCAAAGGAGCAUGAGAAACUGAUUAUAUCAACUUAUAUUAAUGCACAAUCGUUGGCAUUCCAUCUCCAUGAAGUUGAGCCAAGAAAACUUUCACCCCUGUCUCUUGAGGAACGGCUCAGAAUUUCUGUAGAUGUUGCCCGAUGUCUGAACUUCCUACAUAAUGAGAAGGCAAUUCCCCAUGGCAACCUCAAAUCCACAAAUAUUUUAUUAGAAACUCCUAGUCUGAACGCAGUCCUCACAGAUUACAGUCUCCACCGAAUUUUGACUCCGGCUGGCACUACUGAGCAAGUACUGAAUGCAGGUGCUCUUGGCUAUCGGCCCCCUGAAUUUGCUAGCUCAAGUAAACCCUGUCCAUCCUUGAAGAGUGAUGUCUAUGCGUUCGGGGUGAUCUUGUUGGAGCUCUUGACUGGAAAGAGUUCCGGGGAGAUUGUGUCUGGCAUACCCGGUGUGGUUGAUUUGACAGACUGGGUGAGACUUUUGGCAGAAGAAAAUCGUUCUUUUGAAUGCAUUGACAGAGUGAUCCUGGAAAAGCCUAGCGUUAAGCACUCCCCUAGAGUUCUUGAUGGUAUGCUACAGGUAGCUCUAAGAUGUAUCCAACCAGCAUCGGAAAGACCCGACAUCAAAACUGUGUUUGAAGAGAUUUCAGGUAUAGUGAACUAAAAGGACACCCCAGGUACAACAAAUGCUCUAACUGUAGUCAUUGGUACUAACACAAUACAUCGAUUCUUUUUUCAUUUUUGUGUAAUUUACUAAUUGUUUGUCAACCGAUCCUGUAAUUGACAAAGCCAAACAGGUAGUGGUACAGUUCAGAGGAAAAUAAGUUCAUUGUUGAUAUGGGGGGUGAAUAAUUUUUGUUGACCCUACUCUAGGGUAUGAUUUUCAUACUGGCAUUCGUGUGGUAUUAAUUUUAGAUCUUCAUCACUGAGAUUUCUCAA
Molecule: messenger RNA, 3320 nt
Organism: Prunus avium (sweet cherry)
Lineage: Eukaryota; Viridiplantae; Streptophyta; Magnoliopsida; Rosales; Rosaceae
Product: Leucine-rich repeat protein kinase family protein
Biological process (GO): protein phosphorylation
Molecular function (GO): protein kinase activity; ATP binding; protein binding
Source: RefSeq, a predicted model, not a curated record